AGCCGAGAGAUCAAGAUAUGUUUGACCAACUUUCUUCUUAUCAUCAUGUGACGCAAUUCGAUUUCGAGACAAAACAUCCAUGACGAACCAGUUGACCGUGAAUCUGCAAGAAAAACGCAACUAAAUUCUUACCACGCGUGUCCGACUUCCAUUUUCAAGAAUGAAGUUGUUCUUGCUGGUGAUUGGGUUGCUGUUUGGCGCAAGUCAGAGCAAGGUUGUCAUGCAGGGCUUCUGGUGGGAUUUUUGGAACGACAAUUACCCGAAUGCAUGGGCCGAUUACCUGGCAGAGCUAUCGCCCAGGCUUGCUGAAAUGGGCAUCGAUUCCGUCUGGGUACCACCGACCAUCAAGAAUCCCGGCUACUGGGUCGGAUACGCACCGUUUGAUCACUACGAUCUCGGAGACAAGUACCAAAAAGGCUUUACUGGGACGCGCAUUGGAACGAAAGACGAACUUCUCCGUAUGGUGGCCGUCAUGCACGCCAACGGCAUUGACGUCAUUCAAGACGGCGUACUCAACCACGUGACUGGAGCGGGAGCUGCAGACGGUUCUGGCGGAUCAGAUCCUGCCGGAUGGAACGACAAAUACACCAAUUUCCGUUACGUCAGUUUUGGCACUCCGGCCACGACGGACACGUCCAGCGAUUACCUUUCGCGAGCUGGAAGAUUCCCAAAGAAUUGGCAAAAUUUUCACAACAAUCCCGGACAUGACUGCAGGGAUGGAGACAUCUGCGCUGGAUAUUGGGGCCCUGACGUUUGCUAUUAUCCGGGCGCUUACGGACAAAGUUCCAACGCCGCCUACAAUCCCCCGCAGUCAUCCGACUACAUGCGCAAUGAAAUGCGACGAUGGCUCAUCUGGUACAAGAAGCAAAUGGGGAUCGACGGAUGGAGAUUCGACGCUGUCAAGCAUUUUUUGCCAUCCGCCAUGGAGGAUUUCCUUUACAAUCUGCAGUUCAGCGCCGGAUGGGCUAGCGGUGGAGACGAAAUGUUUGCCGUAGGCGAGUACGUCGGCGGAGGCGCCGAGUUGGACAAUUGGUGCAACAGCGUCCAAAAUCGAGCCGGAACUUUUGAUUUCGGUCUGCGAGGAUCGAUUUACGGCAUGGUCACUGGCAAUGGCUUCUUCGAUAUGGGAUCCAUUCCUGGAUCUCAACAGGGGAACCGAUUGCGGACCGUCCCGUUUGUUAACAAUCACGACACAUUCAGACCGAAACUCACGGCGGAAGGCAAUUACAACGGCUGGGAUUCAUCUCAAGAAUUGGCCGCUCACAUCGAUCCUUACGACGGACGUCUAUCAGCUGCCUACGCCAUCGCGUUCGCUGUGGAUGGAACUCCAACCGUUUUUAUCGAAGAUCUCUUUGAUUUGGGACAGUUGGGUAAUCGAUUCACUCACGAUCCUAAAUCGGCCGCCCAGUUGCCCGUUCGGUCAGACAUUGCCAACAUCAUUUGGUGUCAUCAACAUCUUCGCUUCAAAGAAGGAGCUUACAAAGUACCGUACGCAUCAGGUGAUUUGCUAGUCAUCGAACGAAGUGCUAAGGCUAUCAUCGGAAUCACCGACAGCUGGACCGUUUGGCAGACGGCCACUGUAGCAACGGAUUUCCCGGCAGGAACGGUGUUGAAAGAUCAUUCCGGAGCCACGGUCGAAACGGCUACUGUCGGUGGAGACAGGAAGGUUACCAUCAAAGUGCCACCUUGUAACGGAGAGGCGCUCGGCGGAAGGAGAUGUUACGCAAUCUGGGGUCCUCUUACGCCACCUGGCUACACACCUGCACAACGUGAAACAACCCAAGAGUGGGAAAUGGCCGACGAUUUGGGAGAUAGUCAUCCACUUUCUCUGCAACAAGGCGGCAAACUACCGGCUAAUUCCAUUGAAACUCGCACGGUCGGAAGGAUCUUCGUAGCCGCUUCCUCUCCCGUCACUUUCUAUCUUUUCUUGUCCGACUCUUUGAAUCCAGUUACUGUUGAAUUGUACAAUGAAAAUACGCUGGUCCACAGUGAAUCACCGAGCACCCAAGGAAGUUAUACUCCAAAUUUCACCGGAUGGCUGACCGUCAAGGUUAGAAAUUCGGAGGCCACAUCGCCCGGCCAGGUAGUUUGGGUGGUCAUGACAUACAAACCACCAGCUCAAGUCACCACGGACCUUUUCGACGCCAAAUUGAACGCCACCGGUGACUGGGAUCUCUAUCACCGAAUGGUUAAUCGACCACGAUCCAAACUUUGAGUUUGAAAGCACAUCGCUUUGCUGUUGAGGGAAAUUUCUUUCUUAUUUCGUCGUUUAUUGAAAUCAAUGAACGAUAUUUCACCUAUAAAAAUAUAAUAAUACAAUUAACACUAUCAAAUUGAA
This is a messenger RNA of Daphnia magna, 2338 nucleotides long. Its product is annotated as alpha-amylase. The transcript is spliced from 5 exons. The coding region runs from base 161 to 2215 and encodes 684 amino acids. Gene Ontology annotation, biological process: carbohydrate metabolic process. The record is from RefSeq and is a predicted model, not a curated record. Lineage: Eukaryota; Metazoa; Arthropoda; Branchiopoda; Diplostraca; Daphniidae.